CUGGGAUUUCUUCUGGGAUUCCACUUGGAACGAUUUUUGUGAAAACACUGACUGGUAAAACGAUAACUCUAACAGUAGACUCAUCUGAUACUGUUGGCAAUGUUAAACAGAAGAUCCUGGAUAAAGAAGGCAUCCCUCUUGACCAACAGCGUUUGAUUUUUGCUGGCCGGCAAUUGGAAGAUGGGUAUACUCUGUCAGAUUAUAAUAUUCAAAAUAAUUCCACAUUACACCUUGUAAUCAGAUUAAGAUAUAACCCUGUGCCUUAUACUAAUACUUAUUCUGAAAAUAUGGGAAUGCACAUCAAUGUGUACACACUGACUGGUAAAAGGUUAAUUAUAGAAGUAGAAUCAACUGAUACCAUUGAUAAUGUUAAACAGAAGAUCCAGGAUCGAGAAGGCAUCCCUCCUGACCAACAGCGUCUGGUUUUUGCUGGCAAGCAAUUGGAAGAUGGGCGUGUUCUGGCAGACUAUGGUAUUUUAAAGGGGUCUGUAUUGCAUCUUGUACUUAGACUACGUGGUGGGAUGCUUCAAGAAACCAGUGGCCGUAAAGAAUUUGAUGCAUUACCCCCACUCACACCAUAUAUGCAAACACGUGAAGAACUUUUACAAUGUGGGGUUCAUGUUG
Messenger RNA from Paraglomus occultum, 624 nucleotides. The record is from the annotation of a GenBank genome assembly. NCBI's taxonomy places the organism in Eukaryota, Fungi, Glomeromycota, Glomeromycetes, Paraglomerales, Paraglomeraceae.